AAAUUUAUACAGCUGGUGAAAUAUGUCUCAUCGUUCUGUCUCAUUGUUCAAUCUGUGGCUAGUCAGUCUUGUCCGUUCGGUAGCCGGGCAAGACUCCGUGAAAACGACGUAAAGAAAUACGUUACGAUGUAAACGGGGCAUCAGGUGUUGUUUGAAGAUCACCAUUUAAAAUAAUGCAGAACUUAAGUGCGCAUUUUGAAACAUAACCCUUGAUUCUAGCUACGGCAGCCAUGUAGCAACUAUGUUACCAAAUUGGAAGUUAUGGUGAGAGUGUUUAUUUGUUGCUUCCACCAUAUAUCUAACGCAGUAUAGACUAAGGAAAAUAGAUGUUUAAUAUUUUGCUGCUAUUUUUUUCCUGGACAGCACAGUAGUCUAUUUAGUAAAGGAAAUAGGCUUAUGUUGAUCGUUCUAUUCUCUGCAUGUUGACCCGAUUAUGCACAACGGUGUGCAGUAGCAAUAGCCAGUUUCUCCUGGAACAUGGGAUCUAAUGGAACCGUGGAAUGCUACAGGUAGCAGCAGUGUUUGUAGAUGGUCGUACAGUUGGAGACUUUUAAUUGUCUUUUCCUUGGCCAGAGAUACUAGGACAAUAUCAAACGUGGAUUUCUACUUUUGUACACAUUUUGCUGGAAGGAUGAAAGCUAUGAAAAGCAACCAUAUCAAUGCUUUGCAUACAGAGCUUUUUCUUUUGCUUUGACAUCAAUUGUUAUUACACUAGUACGCCUGUAGCCACCACACUUCUUUCACACAGCCAACCUGGAAAUUAACAGUUGUACAAAGGCGUUGCCCAACCCUAACAUUGCAAACAGCUCAGAGCAAACAUCCCCUUUUACAUAAGAUUUGUUAAAUCAUUGUUGAGACCUGAAUCUUUUUUUUUUAAACUUUUCUUUUUACUCAACACUACAAUACUCAUCUUUAUCAAUGCCUCGAUGGAAAGCUCUGGCGAGCCAGCAUUUACGGUGGUCCAGCCCUGUUGCCCAAGGACUAGUUUUAUGUAUCAUAACGUUUGGCAUCGUACUGCCGUUGUGCUGCCACAGGCUACUCUAUUCCUACUACUACAUUAAAUCGAUGUACUUGAAUGACAUGAGCGAUCAGUUUCUAGCGGAGAGCUACGAGAGAGGGCAGGAGGCUUUGGAAUUCUGGGCGGCAUCACGGUCUACCACCGGGUCGGCUGGCUUUUCCAACAUCGCUAAGGGAUCCGAGCUAUUGAUCACUGUGGUAACGGCCAGGCGAACGGAGGGCAAGGAAUUUCACUACCUGCUUCAAGUGAUGCAGCGGCUGGUGUCCCUCCUGAGAGGAUGCGGCGAGGGGCGGCGUUGCGCUGAAGUGCUGGUGUGCGAUGUGGAAAGCGGUCCCCUGGACAACGAGGAUGCGGCGCUACUGGAGAGCCAGUUCCUGGUGGUGAGGAGGUCCCUGGAGGAGCAGGGGAAGAACCAGGCUCACGCCAAUACCUUUGAGAGGGAGAAGAGGGACUAUGUCUACUGUCUACGCAAAGGAUGGGAGCUGGCAAGGCCCAAAAACUUGAUAGUCCUCGAGGACGACGCACUACCCAGGGCGGACUUCUUUGCCGUGAUCCGAGAUUUGCUCUCGCGGCGCUUCGCCCUCCACACUCUCUACGUCAAGCUCUACCACCCGGAGAGGCUGCAGCGCUACUGGAACCCCGAACCCUACCGCAUCCUGGAAUGGGUGGGACUUGGACUAGUCGUGGCUACCGCACUCCUACUAAUCCUUAGUCACGGUGCACCUUUCUCUUUCUCCCUCUCCACCACCCACCUCCUCUUCCUCACCUUGUACAUCAUGGUUGCUGUAGAGCUGGCCGGUCGGCAUUACCUACUCGAGGCACGGCGCUUCUCGCCGCAGCUCUACGCCGUGUCCCCGGCGACCGAGUGCUGCACACCUGCCAUGCUGUUUCCGGGUAACUCAUCACUCAGGGCGGCGGAGUACCUGGAUGGAUCAUUCUGCGUCAAGGGCAAUGCUAAGGACAUGGUUCUGUAUCAGAUGGCUCGGACUAUAACCGGAGAGAGAGCGCACAGCAUAGAGCCCAACCUGGUCUCCCACAUCGGGGCUUUCUCCUCAGUCAGGGCCAAUCCAUCUAGGCCUAGACUUCUUUGAGGAACAACUGAAAAGAGAUUUGAGGCUACGUCCCAGAUUGCACUGUAUUCCCUAUAUAGUGCACUAUUAGGGCCAAUAGAGCUCUGGUCAAAAGUAGUGCAUGUAGGGAAUAGGGUGCCAUUUAAUCAGGGUUGGAGACAAUUCCAUUUCACCUCAGGAAGUUAACUGAAUUGAAAUGGAAUUUACUCCAAUCCUUUGAUAAAUAUUACUGAAUAUCACCAUACAGGGUUACCUAACACUCCAUAGGGAUACAUAUCACUAUGCUAGCAUCCCUGACAUAUACCCAAAUCCAACCAAUGGUGCCUGUAAUGAGAGUCCUUGAUGGAUAUUGAAAGUCUCUCCUGCCUACUGUAAGAUUUUACCCAUGUAAAUGGAUCUAUUUAACCCAUCUAGGCAAGAUCUAUUUCUCUUAUGCAAUAUUUGGGUACACUCCACACACAUUGGGUACACUUUGGAAUACAGUAUGUUCUAUGUUGGCAUAACCAUGUACUGCAUAUCCCCUGAAGGUUCAAAAGAGAUGUAUCAUGUAAAAUACCAAAACGUGUUGCUGUAGUUGUUGAACUAAGGCUAAUAGGUUGUUAAAAUCUAAUUUAACCAUUGGACAAUGGCAUUAUUGCUGUAAUGUGACACUUUGAAUGUCUGACACUUUGAAUGUCUGAAAGAAAAACAAUUAAAUAUAUGAAGAUA
Messenger RNA from Salmo salar (Atlantic salmon), 2796 nucleotides. The record is from RefSeq and is a predicted model, not a curated record. NCBI's taxonomy places the organism in Eukaryota, Metazoa, Chordata, Actinopteri, Salmoniformes, Salmonidae.